Messenger RNA from Sordaria macrospora k-hell, 432 nucleotides. RefSeq lists its product as uncharacterized. NCBI's taxonomy places the organism in Eukaryota, Fungi, Ascomycota, Sordariomycetes, Sordariales, Sordariaceae. The record is from RefSeq and is a predicted model, not a curated record.
AUGUCCUACACCCUCCACCUCCGUCUCAUCAACGACACCUCCGACACCCUGACUCUCGUCGAACAAACGAGCUGGUGGGGCAAAAACACCAUCUGGUCGCAAGUCCGGUCCACGGGCGUGCACGUGCUCUCCAUGGCGGCAUCCGGCUCGUCCGGCAUGCUGCGGUUCCAGACCAGCAAGGGCGACUUCUUCGCCGUGGCCGUGGGCGUGCACAACUACAAGCGGUGGUGCGACGUUCUUGUCGACACUGCUGAUGAGGCGCCCUUGACCAAGUUGCAUCCCAAGUACUAUGAUGAUAAGGAUGCCAAGUACCAGGCUUUGUGGGCGCAGGCGUCUGAGUUUGAGGCGAAGAGUAAGAGCGGGAAGACGGUUAGGAUCAAGUUCUAUCAGGCCGAUGGGAAUGUGUUGAGGGCUACGGUUGAGUAUCUUUGA